GUAAUGCACCUAAAACUUUAAAAUAAAGAGAGGAAGAAGAUGAAGAAGCCACCGGAAGCAUGCAACUGUCAGCUUUGGUACUUUGGUAACAACAGUCCAACGCUGCAUUUUUAAUGGAACAAAACAAGACCGGUCUGUAGAGCCAUUUCAUACAUUGCUAUGUGGUGAUCGCUGUUUGAGAGAGCAGCAUGGAUCCGUCUGAGUCCGAGGGAGUGGAUGCUGCCGGUCCCGCCCCAGAACAGAGUCCCAAACCCGAGCUUUCUGCAGCGAUGCGGGCUAAAAUCGAGCGGAACCGGCAGCGCGCGUUGAUGCUCCGGCAAGCCCGACUAGCGAGUCGCCCUUUGUCCGCUGUGGAGGGCGCAACUUCGGCCAAAGUCUCCAAGACCAUCGACUCCGGUGCCGGCUUCUUUAUCGAGGAGGAGGAGGAGGAUAAAGAGGAAGAGCAGAGGACCAGGAAGGUUGUGCAUCAGCCAGCUCCAGUGAUCGAGCCAGACUACCUGGUGUGCGAUGAUUGUCAAAAACCCUUUAUGGACUCGUACCUCAGCAACAGCUUUGACCUGGCUGUCUGUGACAAGUGCAGAGACAACGAGGAAAAGCAUAAACUGAUCUCUAGAACUGAGGCCAAGCAGCACUACCUGCUGAAGGACUGUGACCUGGACAAGAGAGAGCCUCCGCUCAGGUUUAUACUAAAGAAAAACCCUCAUAACUCACACUGGGGAGACAUGAAGCUCUACCUCAAACUACAGGUGGAGAAGAGAUGUAUGGAGGUGUGGGGCUCGGAGGAGGCCCUGCAGGAGGCCAGAGAGACGAGGGAAGAGAACAAAGAGGUGCAGAAACAAAAACGCUUCAACAAGAAGGUCAAAGAGCUGCGCAGGGCGGUGAGGAGCAGUAUGUGGACCAAAGACACCAGCGUCCACCAGCAUCAGUACGGACCAGAGGAGGUGGUGGAUCCGGAGGAGGACCUCUACAAGAAAACCUGCACCACCUGCGGACAGGAACUCACCUACGAGAAGAUGUAGACACUCUCACACACCAGCACUGACCGCUUACGGGUUCAGUCUACAAGGAGAUGUUUGUCAGCGAUGGUCAAAUGAAGCUUCGCAAACUACUGUCUUUACUUUCUGAG
Perca flavescens (yellow perch) is the source of this 1126-nucleotide messenger RNA. RefSeq names its product xeroderma pigmentosum, complementation group A (gene xpa). The record is from RefSeq and is a predicted model, not a curated record. Gene Ontology annotation, molecular function: damaged DNA binding. The coding region runs from base 189 to 1019 and encodes 276 amino acids. Gene Ontology annotation, cellular component: nucleotide-excision repair factor 1 complex. The transcript is spliced from 5 exons. Lineage: Eukaryota; Metazoa; Chordata; Actinopteri; Perciformes; Percidae. Gene Ontology annotation, biological process: base-excision repair; nucleotide-excision repair involved in interstrand cross-link repair; UV-damage excision repair.